UUCAAUGAAACGGGGCAGUACGUCGAAAAAUACUACGUUUCAUGCGUGAAAAUGUCCUCGGAGGCUUCUUUGAGCGAUAUGCCAAAUGUCGUGUCGAGACUGCAUAAUUUACGCUUAGGUCACGAGGACAACGAUGAACCUCAACAAAAUGUGAAUCUUGCCGUAUCUGGAGAUUCGUGUUUAGAACCUGUACGAAAUACCCAACCCAUUGGCAAUGUUACCCUUUCACGUGCUAGGCGAGCGUUUAAUUUCAUUUAUGUAGAUGAUCAACCAACUUCUUCAACAGCCAGAAGUGGAGAAGCUUCUUCUUCGAAUGGGGACAAGCCUCCAACAAAUGCAGCAAAUACAUUGCAUUUGGAGGGAAGACCUUCGAAUAAUGUUACUUUGGAAGGCACAUCUACAAGUAGUCAAACAACAGUAGCACAUAAUUGGCAGGGUACAAAGGCAACAAUGCGUGAAAGAAUUGUUUUUCUCUUCAAUAAUGAAAUAUUGUCAGAUGUGAGCUUCAUAGUAGGAAGAGGAGCACAGAAGCAGCGUAUACCAGCUCAUAAACUAGUCUUAUCCUCUGGAAGUGCCGUUUUUGAUGCAAUGUUUAAUGGAACACUUGCAACAGCUUCUUCAGAAAUAGAAGUACCUGAUGUAGAACCUGCUGCUUUUUUGGCAGUGCUUCUUUUUUUAUAUACAGAUGAAAUACAGAUAGAUCCUGAAACUGUGAUGACAACAUUGUAUACAGCUAAGAAGUAUGCAGUCUCUGCUUUAGAGAAGCACUGUGUGGAUUAUUUGAAGAAUAAUUUAACCAGUGAUAAUGCUUUUUUGCUUUUAACACAAGCUCGUCUUUUUGAUGAGCCUCAGCUGGCUGCAGUGUGUUUAGAUACUAUUGAUAGAUUUACUACAGAAGCAUUGAAUGCUGAUGGAUUUACAGAUAUUGAUAUUGAUACACUAAAAAUUGUUUUGGAAAGAGAUACCCUUCGUGUUACAGAAUCUAAAAUAUUCCAAGCAGUCCUAAGAUGGUCAGGGGCAGAAUGUAUAAGGCGUCAAUUACCCGUUACUCCCGAAAAUCAACGAUUAGUUUUGGGUAGUACUUUUUCAUUGGUUCGUUUUCCUUUGAUGUCGAAAGAAGAAUUUACUGCUGGUCCAGCACAAUCUGGACUUCUGAAUUAUUCAGAGGUUCUUUCUCUAUUUUCGUAUUUUAUAUUAAAUCCAAAACCAGUGGUAGGAUUUCAAACAAUGCCACGAUCUUGCAUGACCGGUAAAGAACAAACUGUAUGCAGAUUUCAACAUACCAAAAGUAUAUGGGGAUAUAACGGCACAAGCGAUCGUAUAAGAUUUAGCGUUGACCGACGUAUAUUUCUUAUUGGCUAUGGAGUAUAUGGCAGUAUGCAUGGCCCAGCAAUUUACGAAGUAUUGAUAGAGUUAAUACACAGUGCUUCUGGAAAAGUGAUUGCUACAAAUUCAACAAGCUUUAGCUGUGAUGGUUCAAAGUACACUUAUCGCUUAAUGUUCAAAGAAUUAGCCGAAAUAUUACCAAAUACAAUUUACACUGCAUCAGCAACAUUUAAAGGUCCUUAUUCUCAUUACGGAACUAAAGGUUUAAAAACAGUAAUGGUGGAUAGUGAUUCAGGAAAUGGAAAAGUUAAAUUUGAAUUUAGUAUCGAAGUUGGAGAUAAUAAUGGAACAUCUACUGAUGAAGGACAAAUUCCUGAGCUUAUAUUUUACACUUAAUAACUCAUGUACAUAAU
Messenger RNA from Habropoda laboriosa, 1739 nucleotides. Its product is annotated as BTB/POZ domain-containing protein 1-like. The record is from RefSeq and is a predicted model, not a curated record. NCBI's taxonomy places the organism in Eukaryota, Metazoa, Arthropoda, Insecta, Hymenoptera, Apidae. Gene Ontology annotation, biological process: neurogenesis. The coding region runs from base 52 to 1722 and encodes 556 amino acids. The transcript has 6 exons. Gene Ontology annotation, molecular function: protein binding. Gene Ontology annotation, cellular component: P-body; cytosol.